CGAGCCGCGAACACCUCGGAAGGCACCAGUGACCAUCGCUUCCGGAUCCUCUUCGGAAAGCUUUGCGAAAGUUUACCCCAAAUUACGUUGGUUUAAACUGCUUUCAUCGAACUCGAGCAGUUUUACGUUCGAAACAAACUUGAGUAAAGAAUAAUUACCCUAGACGGAAAACUGCCCGCUAACUGGCGUUCGAGUUGAAGUAGGUACCGGGAUUCGUUGACGAAGGCUUCAUUCACCGCAGCUAGUAAAAACGGCGUGAAGUGCGCGAUGCAGGCACCACAGCACUUUAUGCGAAAGUGUUCUCGUUGUUGGAACGUGAAAGUUUGAGUUACUAGUUAAUGACUGCGGCAAUUACAUCUGUGAGGUUCACAAAGCGCAAAUGAUACUGUCAGCUUCCAGUGACCCAAGUAUUCAGCACAUGUGAGGCUACAUCUUCUUACUCCAGUUUUAAUUACGUGCUCAGUUUUUUUUUCAAACGGUGCCACACACGGUGCGACGUCUCUUCCUACUAACCCAGGUUGGUGUAGAGUGACUUUCUAACGAUGCAGUGAAUCACAUGACACAGUGUCUCGAAGCCGACACCGCGUCAGAAAAUUUUGUGCAAACCUCGAACGAUCGACUUCUCUCAGGUAUCUCUGAAAGGAUCAAGAAACUAUCGUUUCGUUGGUCGUGGUUAUUAACGCUCCUCCAAGUUUCCGCGUGGUAAAGUUUUCCCCGUGAUCGUGAUGGUAUGAGGACAGUGACGAUCAGAAGUUGCGGGCCCAGUGAGGUCGAGGAUGAAGAUGGUUGUGGGUGUGAUGGUGCUGGGUCAGCUACUGACAAGGCUGCUGCUAGCAGCUCACGUUGGAGAUCGUCUUGCUGCCGCCCGCAGGAUAUUGAGGGACGUUCCCCUCAUAGAUGGGCACAACGAUCUCCCCUGGAACAUUCGGAAGUUCUUGAAAAAUCAACUCAGGGACUUCAAGUUCGAAGAUUUACGAGACGCACACCCCUGGGCACGGAGUGCCUGGAGCCACACUGAUCUUCGAAGACUUAAGGACGGGAUGGUUGCUGCACAGUUCUGGUCUGCCUACGUUCCCUGUUCCUCCCAGUACUUGGAUUCUGUACAGCUGGCGCUAGAACAAAUCGACUUGAUACGGCGGCUUGUGAACAAGCAUCCUCAGAACAUGGUGCUGGUUACGACAGCUGCAGGUAUAGAAAUCGCACACAAGGAAGGUCGACUGGCUAGUUUGAUCGGGGUCGAAGGUGGUCACGCCGUGGGAAACAGCCUGGCCGUUCUUAGGAUGCUAUACGAGUUGGGCGCGCGAUAUCUCACCCUUACACACACCUGCAAUACGCCUUGGGCAGACUGCAGUACGGUGGAUGAACCCGGUCAAGUACCUCACAUCGGCGGUCUCUCCAAUUUUGGAAAGAGCGUCGUAUUGGAGAUGAACAGGCUGGGAAUGAUGGUAGAUCUCUCUCACGUAUCGGUACCAACUAUGCUGGAUGCGAUGCAUGCUUCGAGAGCCCCGGUCAUAUUCAGUCACAGCAGUGCUCACGCCCUUUGUAAUUCUUCGCGAAACGUGCCUGAUCAUGCACUACGUUUCCUCGCUCGAAAUGGAGGAAUAGUGAUGGUCUCAUUUUAUCCCCAUUUCAUCAGUUGCGGAGAAAAAUCGACGCUCCAAGACGUUGCCGCGCAUAUCAACCAUAUACGAAAAGUGGCUGGAAUAGAUCACAUUGGGAUCGGAGCCGGCUAUGAUGGAAUUAAUUUGACUCCCGUCGGUUUGGAGGACGUAAGCAAAUAUCCAGACCUUUUCGCAGAGCUUUUGGCAAGGGGCUGGUCGGAAAAGGAUGUCCAGAAGCUGGCCGGUCUCAACCUCAUCCGGGUUUUCAAAGCCGUUGAACAGGUGAGGGACCGUAUGGCAGGUGAAGGGAUCGAGCCGCUGGAAGAAGAAAUACCUCGAGACGACGUCAUAGGAAGAUUAUAUUGUCGAUAUCCAAUAACGCCGUCAACAAUUCCCUGAACAAAUAGUUAGCGGGAAGUUGACAGCUGGUUGAAUGUGAGCAACGAAUGCCUUAGUUGCGACAGGAAUUUCCGCUGGCAGUACAAUGAAACCUGGGAAUAACGAGAAGCAAAUUAUGACGGGUGUACCAGCGAUUAUACCAUUAUGGGACCCACUUCGUUACCAGAAGUUCAAGCUCUCUUCCUCACAAUUCAUCCACCAGGGCAAUUGCUUUCCGAAGCAAUCGUACCGUCGAGAGGUGUGUGAAUAUUCGCUUUACGUAUCGCCGAUACAUGGACAUGAGAAGUUUGUUCCAAGAGAAAUUGAUUCUCAUGGAAAUGAGCGUGUCUCAAAGUUUGAAUGUAUGCGAGUGACGAGUGCGGGAAAACUCCAGCAUUGUAAACGAAAAAAGUUCCUUUCUACAAAUUUAAUUCAAACGAGUAAUUUAAAAAGAAAAAUCGUUAUCCGUAUAGUGGAACAGAAUUUCAACGAUACCGCAGAGAGCGUGAAAUAUUAAAACCAAAUUUGAAAGCUCUCGCGAAAGAUCGCUAAAUAAUUAUUAUCAACUACGAACUUUCUUAUAGGACGAAUGACGUGAUAUAAUAUUAUAAUAAUACUCUGUUCAAUAAUUGACUGUCGAGUAAGCGUGUAUAAUAAGUACGGUAAACUGUGUGAAUUAAUGAAGUGUAUUUACAUAAACUAUCGUUUGUGUAAGAAGAGAAGAAAACUGUACACUGUUGUGAGAUCAGUAACGUAAUGACAGUUAGAUAUCGACAUUAUUUGUACUGAAUUCGAAUUCUAUCAAUUUUUCUUUACGAACAUACGAAUAUACACAGUAUACACAUAUACGUAGAUAUAUUAUAAAUAAUACCGGUAUUUGGAAUAUUAUCUUGCGACGGAUACGCGAACAGCGGAAUAUUUAUUUACCUUGCUGUAAAUAUUUAUACAAGGAACAUUGAAGUUCAGUGUUCUGAGGGAAAAAAAUUAAAUAAAAAUUCUGUUUCGAUGACCAACACGUUUGUUUGAAAUUAAAUUAUUACCAACGACAUUCAAAAUUUUUCAUUUACGUAACAACCAUGAGGAAUUAUUAUUUAAACUGAACCAAAUCACCUGAAUUAUUUCAUUUUAUUGUUCACUUGAACACAAUAUGAAUUUGAAAAAAAAAAUAAUGACGUGAAAUAGAUAGUAAAAAUGUACAUGAGGUACCUGACAACAAGCAGAGACAAUUUCACCAAGGCUUUGCACGAAAUAAAUCGCAAGUGUUUUUGACGCUGCAAGCGUAGGGCGAUUAGUUGCAGAAACAAGCAAUGCUAGUGAAAAUGCGAUGCAGCUACGUUUAAUCAAACGACGGGUACGAACGAGUUGACUAGCCAUUUUCUUCCAACCUUAAACUUUUACCCUAAUCGGUGAAAUUAAUACCGAUCCUUAAUUCGUACCUACAAAUAUGUUUAAGAAAAGAAUAAUAAUGUGUUCUUUCGGUUUCUAUACUGAUUCAAAUUUUAUCAUAGUUUACUUACAAUUAGGUUUACGAUAAUUGGGUGAAUUAUUACUUCGUCAACCGCGUAGAAAAUCCGUACAUCGUAAAUGUACCUCUCAUGUCGAAAAUAAAAGUUUACUGAUUUCUA
Molecule: messenger RNA, 3604 nt
Organism: Neodiprion virginianus
Lineage: Eukaryota; Metazoa; Arthropoda; Insecta; Hymenoptera; Diprionidae
Product: dipeptidase 1
Exons: 11
Coding region: 777-2000 (407 amino acids)
Biological process (GO): proteolysis
Molecular function (GO): metallodipeptidase activity
Source: RefSeq, a predicted model, not a curated record